UAAAACAAUCGAACUUUGGUCUCAUUCCCGGCGAUUUCAGUGCUAGGAGUUAUCUUUUGGUCCUUGUGGGUUUAACUUUAACAGUAACCUACCGGAAACCAUCCGGUGAUUCCUCCGGUUUAACACUAAUCUAUGUUUAACGUCAAGUGGCGCUUAGAGUUUUUUCAUUAGAAUAAGUUAUAGGAACCUCCAGGUUCGAAUCAACUCACGACACUAAACAUGUGGGUGUGGCCAUGCGACAUUGGUCUCUAAGUGAACGAUCUAGUUUAUCCUGCACCGAUAAACAAAUUUCAUAGAACUAGUCGGUUGGAUCUUUGUCCACCGAAUACCUUCAAAUUAUUAAAACAAAACAAAAUUAUAUGAACUUUGUUCCAUAUCCAUUGUGCUCAUAUUUAGGAGGAUCUAUUAAAUUAUAGAAACCUUCUUCGGAAUCAUAUAGUGCUUAUGAAAAAUCAUAUAGUGAUUUCCAAAGUAAUUUGUAUCCUUCUUAAUUGAUACAUCUAGCAGAUCCUUCUAUUAUAUAAGAGAAAAUGCAUUAAAUUUCUUUUCAAUCUUAUAUUUUAAUUAAUCAUCAGAUAUUAAAGAAAAUCUCAUUCUCAUAUAUUAAUUAGUGUUUUAAUAAAUUGUAUAUCCAUUUUGCCAAUCUAACAAAACUGACACAUAUAAAGUUUAUUAUCUGCGUUCUUUAAUUAGAAUGCUUUUAUCUUUUAUCUACAAUCUUAAUUGUUUAUUUUUUAACCUUUUAAAACUAUUUUAAAACACACGUGUCGUAAUUUGAUUCUAAUAACUAAAUUAUAUAUAUGGUCUCUUAAUGUAAUUAAUAUUGACAAAUCUAAAAGUUAAUGAAAAAUAAACUUUAAAACCCAAAAAAUCACAGUAACAUAAUUGCUCUUAUAUUUUGUUUUUAAAACAUAAUUGUUAUCAAAACUAAUGUAAUCUCUUCUAGAGAUUUAGUUUCCUUCUAGGCUUAAAACAUAAGACAUAUGAAUGUAUGUUUUCUAAUAUAAAUACUCACAUGAAUUUACUAAUGAUCAUCAGUUAACAACAACGACCCCAGACUCCUUUCAGGACAAUAACAACAAAACCCAAAACGAAUUCUCAGCACCAUUCACGGUAUGGAACUACCCCAUGGCUUAAUUGAAGAUAUUCUCGAGAAAUUACCGGUGAAAUCUCUGUUAAGAUUCAAAUCUGUGUCAACACAAUGGAAAUCUAAGAUUGAAUCUGCAUAUUUUAAGAAAAAACAGUUGUUAUAUAGUCAACUACAAGAUCCAGAUAUCCUUAUCACCAAUCGCUUUGAAGGUGAAGAUAAAGAACAUGUAACAAGGAUGUUCACGAUAGGUUCGUCGGAUUUGAUCAAACUGCCUAAUGUUUGCCCUGUGCCUAUGCCAAUUCCCUUGGAGAACAAAAAAUCAUCGAUUUGUUAUACCUAUUCCGUUUGCGGUUGUGACGGUAUGAUAUGCUAUUACAAUUACUACACUUGUAUAUAUCUAGUCAAUCCUAAUACUAGAUGGUUACGAAGUGUUCCUCAAGCGGGGCAUCAAGAAGCUGCUCUCAAGGUGAUGAAUAAAAUGGGAACCUGGACGGAAGAUAACGAUGGCAUUUUAUGUAAUCUAGGAUUUGGCAAAGACAAGUUCACAGGCAGAUACAAAUUGGUUUGGUUAUAUAAUUCAUUUGAGUUUACUCUAAGUAACACUACAGUUUGUGAAGUUUAUGACUUUAAUAACACCAACACUUGGAGGUAUGUGACUGCUUCUCCUGUCCGUAUUUUUGAUGAACAAGCUCCAGUACACUUAGAUGGAUCACUUUACUGGUUCACUGAUGAGUAUAUCACAGACACAAAAGUAUUAUCUUUCGAUAUCCAUACAGAAAAAUUUCACAUGAUCGCAGAAGCUCCAUUUUUCGAAGUAGGUGAGAAGGAAAUCAUCAUGUGCACUCUGAAUAACCGUCUAUGCGUCUCGCAGAAAGAGUGGCCAAAACAAGAGAUUUGGUCACUAAAUAAUUCAGAUAUGACUUGGGAGAAAAUAUAUUCGUUAGAUCUACAAACUGAUUAUGAUUGGUUUACGGAUUAUCUGCCACCACCAUGCACUUAUUCGCCAGACGUUGUUCCAUGUGCCAUUCCUGUCGCGGUUUUGAAGAACAAGAAGAAAACACUAGUGCUUUAUUAUCCUCGUGCGAAGAAUCCGAAUCUUUUAAUGUACGAUCCUGAAUCAAGAUCAUAUGAUUUAUGUUUCGUACGUGAUUACAUAGUACAUUCUUGCGAGAGUUCGUUUUCUUGUUUCCCAAGUUUGAUGUCAAUUGUAUAAAAAAAUGUUUACUUUUGAGAUA
Messenger RNA from Brassica napus (rape), 2325 nucleotides. Its product is annotated as F-box/LRR-repeat/kelch-repeat protein At1g09650-like. The transcript has a single exon. Lineage: Eukaryota; Viridiplantae; Streptophyta; Magnoliopsida; Brassicales; Brassicaceae. Gene Ontology annotation, molecular function: protein binding. The record is from RefSeq and is a predicted model, not a curated record. The coding region runs from base 1116 to 2303 and encodes 395 amino acids.